CCACCUCGUGAACUCCUUGUGAAUCUAUUUAAAGCGGGGCCAUGGAAUAGGUGAAGGAGACUGGAAGGCGUGCGCGCCGGGGAGAAGAGGGAAAGCCAAGAGCCGCGGUGAAAGGCAACUCCGCUGCGGGCAGCUCAUCUCCUCAGCAAGGAGAUAUCCGAGCCGUCUAAAGGACAGAGGCCACCGGAGACAGGGAAUAAGUGGGGAACGUAUUCUCUUUUCCUGGGUUAUCCCCACAAUGUGCAAACUUCUAAGGUCUUCAGCACUGAUUGGGCUGGUGGUUUUGAUGCUUUCAGCAGGGCAUUGUAAAGAGAAAUCAGAAUCUAGUGCAGGGCUGAAGGAAAGGCAAAACCUCCUAAAUCUGAUAAUGGAGAUCAUUCAAGAACUGAAAAAAUAUCAUCUAGAAGAGGACGAGGAAAAUGGAGUGCAGUACAAACAAGGCUACCCACCUCUUGACCAAAGGGAAGUGCCUGACUAUGGAGCUUACUCAGAAGUACAGAAAGUUGAAAUAUUUCCUAGAGACCUGAGAAUGAAAGACAAAUUUUUAAACCAUUUGACAGGUCACCUUUACUUUGGUCCAAAAUGCACUAAACACUUUCAUAGACUUUAUCACCAUACAAGAGAUUGUACUAUACCUGCAUACUAUAAAAGAUGCGCCAGACUCCUUACUCGGUUGGCAGUAAGUCCAAUGUGCAUGGAAGGAUAAGAUGCUACUAUUAUCAAAGGAAAAAUAUAUAAAAGAACCAAGAGAAGUGCCUUGGAAACUAACAGGGAAAUUGAACUUAACAUUUUUGUAAUAUAUGGCAUUAUGAACCAGAGAUUUAUUUUUGCAAAUUGAUGGACUACUUCUCAUAAAUCUUUAAACAUGUGUUUUGUAUCCUGUCAUCACUGUUUACAGACACAUUCUUCAUAGUGAAAAACAACCAAAAGUAAUUAACAUGUUUUAUGCUUUAAAAUUGCCCUACAACAGUUGUGUUGUACUGCCAAAAAAGUAACAAGCACCAUCUUUUCAAGUAUAGACAUGUUUCCCUUAAGAGACAUUACAGCACGCUGUCAAGGAAACCUGCCUGUGGAAGAAGCAUCAUUUGAUAUCUUUCUUGCUUAUGCAAUUUGACAUGUUACAUUACAAACUUUUCAUAAAGUUGUUAUGGUGGUGGACUACUAGACUGCAUGCCAUAGGCAAGGGAUGAACAUGUUUUAGGUUGGAUUCUGUAUCCACUCUAAAGUCACUUGUUUCCGGUAUAAUAGAAAUAUACAUUCCAGCUAAAUGUGCAAUAUGUAAAUAUUGUAAAUUCACAAAUAUAUGUAAUAAAAUGUUUUGUAUAUAAUUUGGUUCAUGUUUAUUCCUUGCACAUUCCAGUUUGGACGAAAUUAUGCUUCUGAAGCAGAGGUAGGCAACUUGAUGCUUUCAAGAUAUGUUGGGUCACUAUUCCCAUAAUACUUGACCAGUGUAUAUUCUGGAUGGAUUUCACAGGUUGCAACUCAACAAGUCUGAAGGGCAUUAACUGAUCUCAAUACAGGUAGUCCCUGGGUUAAGAUGACCCGUAGUUAAGAACAGAGCCUAUUGUAGCAAAA
Messenger RNA from Python bivittatus (Burmese python), 1575 nucleotides. RefSeq names its product ALK and LTK ligand 2 (gene ALKAL2). Gene Ontology annotation, biological process: positive regulation of ERK1 and ERK2 cascade; positive regulation of ERK5 cascade. Gene Ontology annotation, molecular function: receptor tyrosine kinase binding; receptor signaling protein tyrosine kinase activator activity. The record is from RefSeq and is a predicted model, not a curated record. NCBI's taxonomy places the organism in Eukaryota, Metazoa, Chordata, Lepidosauria, Squamata, Pythonidae.